Pezoporus occidentalis (night parrot) is the source of this 1255-nucleotide messenger RNA. It is a transcript of the gene ZAR1, whose product is annotated as zygote arrest 1. Gene Ontology annotation, biological process: translation. The record is from RefSeq and is a predicted model, not a curated record. NCBI's taxonomy places the organism in Eukaryota, Metazoa, Chordata, Aves, Psittaciformes, Psittacidae. Gene Ontology annotation, cellular component: cytoplasm.
CCCCCAGGGGGGUUACCUCGGGUGCAGUGGAAUGGCGGAGGAGGCGAUGGAAAGCUACCUGUACGCUGCCUACCACCCCUACUCCUACCGCUACCCGCCGCCCAAGGGCAAGGGCGGCGCGGCGGGCGGCUGGAGGCCGCGGGGCAGCAGCUACUUCUCGGGCUAUGGGGAGGCGGCAGCGGCCGCCGAGUACUUCGAUAACUACCAGCGGGCGCAGCUGAAGGCCAUCCUCUCCCAGGUCAACCCCAACCUGACGCCGCGGCUCCGCAAGGCCAACACCAAGGAGGUGGGCGUCCAGGUAAACCCGCGGCAGGAUGCCUCGGUGCAGUGCUCGCUCGGGCCCCGCACGCUGCUGCGCCGCCGUCCCGACCCCCCCGGCGGGUCGCGGCACCUCCCGGCGGAGCGGGAAUUGCCGAGGGAGCAGGAGCAGGGCAGCCCCGCCACCACCAGCACCCGCGCCGUCCGCUUCCCCCGCACCAUGGCCGUCUACUCGCCCAUGGCGUCCCGCAGACUCACCGCCUUCUUGGAGGAGCCGGAGCGGCGGUCGCAGGAGAAGGUGGAGGCAGCCGUCGAGGAGGAGGCGGCCGCGUUGCGGAAACAACGAGAGGAGGAGGCGGCCGCCGUGCGGGACAGUUGGGAGAACCCCGCCGAGGGCGACGCCGAGCCCUUGGCACAGCGUCCGGCUGCGACCCCAGAGCUGCCGGCUGCAGAGCCGGAGGGCAGCCAGGUGGAGAAAAAGGUGGCGGAGCGGGAAGAGGCGGCGGCCGCUCCCCAGAAGCGAGAGCCGGCGGCGGGAAAGACCCGGCUGCGCUUCCAGUUCCUGGAGCAGAAAUACGGCUACUACCACUGCAAGGACUGCAACAUCCGCUGGGAGAGCGCCUACGUCUGGUGCGUCCAGGGCACCAACAAGGUCUAUUUCCGGCAGUUUUGCCGUACCUGCCAGAAGUCCUACAACCCCUACCAUGUGGAGGACAUCACCUGCCAGGUAAGGGACCCCCAACCCGGGGCCGGGCCGCCCCUCCCGUCGCCCGGCCGCCGACCGCCGCCUCCUCCCGCAGAGCUGCAAGCAGACGCGGUGCACCUGCCCGGUGAAGAUGCGCCACGUGGACCCCAAGCGGCCGCACCGCCAGGACCUCUGCGGGAGGUGCAAGGGGAAGCGCCUGUCCUGCGAUAGCACGUUCAGCUUCAAAUACAUCAUCUGAACGGAUGGUUUUGUUGAGGGCUCUUAUAGGGAACUGCAAGUAGAGCAGGUUGG